GCCCGCUUUAGGUCGAGUGCCGCAUUGAGGAUCUAGAGUGCCGCCGAUGCGGAUGGGAUGAAUGGAUCUCACAGCCUAGCACCCGACCUGAAGCCGUGCGAUAGUUGCAAGCUUCCCCUCUUCAGCGGGUAAUCGCACGUGCCAUUGUUACAGGUGUGGGGUUUGAAUACCCAGAGGCUAGGUAGAUUUUUGUCUGAAUAGCUUCCACUUCUCCACAAGACAACCAAGGUCUUCAACGAGAUUUUCAGCCCACAGGUACCUGCAGCAAUGCAUCGAACUGGCGCGCUCCGGCGCACCGCACUAUCGGCGGCAUCUUGCGGACAACGCGCCGCACCACCUUUACGAUGGACGCGCCAUGCGAGCAGUGGCCCGUCAUGGGCUACCGCUCGUAACAAAGGCCCGCGUGGCGGCUGGGGCACGGGACUUGUUCCCGUCAUGGUGGUCUCUGCCUGCGCAGGCUGGUAUCUCUAUCCUGGCUACGUUGAAGGCACGGACUCCGCUACCAAGCCGAAGGAGGAUACUGCCGUCAAGCAGUCAGAGAAGCAGCGUCUCAAGGAGGCAACACUGGUGGAGGAGGAUCGGGCCCUAUUGAGCGCCCAGCAUGUCCAGGUUGAAAAAAGCUGGGAAAAUCCGGGCGUUUAUGCCUGGGGAUCCAACUCUGGCAGGGCGGUGGCACCCGAUUCGUCCGAGGCCGUUAUCAAGACGCCACGCCGAAUUCCCUUCUUCGAUGGCAUGCUGCUCCGCGAUCUCAAGAUUGAUCGAGACUUUGGAGUAGCUGUGACGGAGGAUGGAGACAUCGUCCAGUGGGGCAAUGCUUUCGCUCCCGACACGCAGGUGCCAGUCAAGACGUUGACAGGCAAAGACAUCACGAAAGUGGCUGUCUCCAGCGACCGCAUCAUAGCCCUUUCCAGGGGCGGCGCCGUGUUUUCGUUUCCGAUCGCAAAGUCCGACCAGCAGGAAGCAGGGCAAAAGCCGCCCUCGUCCUCCUGGAUCCCGUUUUGGUCGGGCGGCGCCUCCGACUCCAUCAACUACAGGAUCCUGACGCCGCCUAGCCUCGGCUGGCGAGAGAAGGUUGCGGAUGUCAGCAGCGGGCUGGAACACUGCCUGCUCCUGACCUCGAGUGGCCGUGUCUUCUCAGCGGCGUCUAGCAUGGUCGGCUUCCCAUCCAAGGGGCAGCUUGGAAUCCCAGGAUUGACCUGGCAGACGAAGCCGGAGGGUCCAUAUGACCAACCAUCCCUAGUCAAAGGGCUACCACCAAUCAAACAAAUUGCCACGGGGAACUAUCACUCGCUUGCUCUGAGCGGCAAAAGCCCGCAGGUUCAUGCCUGGGGCGACAACUCGGCCGGGCAGCUCGGCUACGAGCUUGAUCUCGAGAACCCAGGCACCGACGCACCGAAGGCCAUUCCACUCGAGAAGCUCUAUGGCGCCAACGGCGGUGCCGGUCCAGCGCUGUCUGUUGGCUCCGUUGCAGCAGGUGGCUCGAAUUCUUACUUUACGGUCAACUUGGCCAAGCCGGCCACGCAAGAUACGUGGGCUUGCGGCGAGGGCCUGUACGGCAACUUGGGCACGGGCAAAUGGGUACACCUGACGUCAGUGCCAGCCAAGAUCAAGAGCCUCUCGGGCCUGUCCGAGUACAACGACGCCACCCGAAGCAUGGUACCAAUCGGCGUGCGGCAUCUGUCGGUAGGGAGCACACACGCGGCAGCGGUGCUCGACAAUGCGACCUCAGUCCAGGCUCGCGCUCCCAGCGGCAGCACCAACUGGGGCUCCGAUAUAGUCCUAUGGGGCGGGAACGAAUUUUAUCAGCUCGGGACCGGCAAGCGCAACAACUUGAAUGAGCCGGCGCACAUCGCACCCCUCGACGUCGGCAGCGGCAACAACAAUGCCAGAGCCGCGGCUGUGGUGAGUGGCAACGCUGGGCGGCUGCAACUGACUCCCCGCGCGACAGUCCGGAUCGGCGAAGGCGGCAAGGGGCGCAAGAUUAGCCUGGAGCAGAGGAUUGAAUGCGGCCGGUUUGCGACUGCUGUGUAUUCCGCGACUGCCUGAGAACGUAUGGUGGGCUAGAUUUGGGCGACUUUGUCUCGUCUCGGAUGUAUUUGGGACAUUGUACUUCCAGCCAUCGUCCGCACCGUACUUUCACAAUCAUGUAUUGAUACUUGUGCUUUGGGUGUGUUGCCAGGUUACACAUUUCUCCUCUUACUUUUACUGUUGAUACCGAUCGAUCCAGCCUGGAGCUACCAAUGCAUCCCGUCCAUAAUUGUGCG
This is a messenger RNA of Gaeumannomyces tritici R3-111a-1, 2264 nucleotides long. RefSeq lists its product as hypothetical. NCBI's taxonomy places the organism in Eukaryota, Fungi, Ascomycota, Sordariomycetes, Magnaporthales, Magnaporthaceae. The transcript has a single exon. Gene Ontology annotation, cellular component: mitochondrial inner membrane. Bases 268 to 2046 code for a protein of 592 amino acids. Gene Ontology annotation, biological process: mitochondrial respiratory chain complex III assembly. The record is from RefSeq and is a predicted model, not a curated record.